Messenger RNA from Lolium rigidum, 990 nucleotides. RefSeq lists its product as uncharacterized. The record is from RefSeq and is a predicted model, not a curated record. The coding region runs from base 1 to 990 and encodes 329 amino acids. Lineage: Eukaryota; Viridiplantae; Streptophyta; Magnoliopsida; Poales; Poaceae. The transcript is spliced from 2 exons.
AUGGCUGGGCAGAAGCUGGUGUUAGUGCUCACCAUUUUGGUGGCCGUGUGCAGCUUGGCCGCCGCCCUAGACGCGAAGCCGAAGGGGCCUCCGACGCCGAAGCUGCCGUCAAAGUACCAGACGAUCCAUCCCGGGAAGUCCGGUAAGAGGAACCAGGUCGCCGCCUGUGACGAUCCCAAAGACAAGAAGAAGCCAUGCACGGCCAGCUGCCCCAAGAACUGCCCCGACGAGUGUAUCGUCUACUGCGAAGCCUGCAUGACAUUCUGCUUGUGUGAUUUCUACCCCGGCAUGUCCUGCGGCGACCCACGCUUCACCGGCGCUGACGGCAACAACUUCUACUUCCACGGCAAGAAGGACCAGGAUUUCUGUAUAGUCUCGGACGCCGAUCUCCACAUCAAUGCCCACUUCAUCGGCAAGCGUAACCCUGCCAUGAGCCGUGACUUCACCUGGAUCCAGGCCCUCGGCAUCCGCUUCGCUGACCACAGCCUCUACAUGGGCGCUCAGAAGACCAUCAAGUGGGACGACGAUAUUGACCACCUUGAGCUGACCUUCGACGGAAGGCCCGUGACCAUCCCCGAUGAGACUAAUGGGCAGUGGCAAUCCAAGGCUGUGCCUGCUUUGACCAUCACCAGGACUUCCAUGAACAAUGGUGUCAGGGUUGAGCUUAAGGGAGUGUUCGACAUCUUGGCCAAGGUGGUGCCCAUCACCGAGAAGGACUCCCUAAUCCACAACUAUGGAGUGACAACGGAUGACAGCCUUGCACACUUCGAUAUCGGUUUCAAGUUCUAUGACCUCACCGAUGACGUGCACGGUGUGCUAGGCCAGACCUACCGCACGAACUACGUUAACAUGCUCAGUGUGACCGCCAACAUGCCGAUCAUGGGUGGUGCCCCCAACUAUGUCUCCUCCAACAUCUUCGCCACUGACUGCAAGGUCACCAGGUUCGGUCGCAAGGCCGAAAUUUCCAUGAUCACUACCACGGCCAGUUAA